Messenger RNA from Corylus avellana, 661 nucleotides. The record is from RefSeq and is a predicted model, not a curated record. Lineage: Eukaryota; Viridiplantae; Streptophyta; Magnoliopsida; Fagales; Betulaceae.
CCUAAGUCACCACCCAACGUUGUAACCAAACAUAAACAUAUUGUUUUACGACGUAAGUACGUGGCUCUAGCUGAUAUUCAUGGCGUCACGGAAUGGCAUUGUGUUUGAAGAUUUCUUUCCGGCGAUGGUGGAGAAGCUGGGUACGGAGGGGUUUAUGAAGGAGCUGUGCAAUGGGUUUCAGCUGCUGGUGGAUGAGGAGAAGGGUGUGAUCACGUUCGAGAGCUUGAAGAGGAACUCGGCUUUGCUUGGGUUGCAAGGGAUGAGCGAUGAGGAGUUAAUGUGUAUGCUUAGAGAAGGAGAUUUGGAUGGGGAUGGGGCUUUGAAUGAGAUGGAGUUUUGCACUCUCAUGUUUCGGUUGAGCCCUGGAUUGAUGGAAACUUCUAGAGAUAUGUUGGAGGAAGCCAUUGUUAGUGAAUUUUAAUUAACUAGGUGCCUUUUCUUUAUUUAAUUUAAUUCCAACACCCCCCCCCCCCCACCUUUAAAAAAAAAAAAAAAAAAAGGGUAUCCUGUUCUUGUUCCAGGGCAUCUUCUCUUUUUCUUACUUGAGUUCUUGUCGGAUUGGAUUCUGUGUUGUUGAGGAAGCUAUUUGUUAGUGAAAUGUAGGCCCAUUGUAGUCUCCCUGUGUUCUUGAUCUAGUGCAUCUUCUCUAUUUUGAUAUCUA